ACAGAAGCAAGUGAAGGAAGCCCUUUGGUUCCUCCUAUAACUCCUGUAAAGGCUACAACCAAGUUUGCAGCAAUGGCCGGCGAAGCUCACCGGGUGACCAUGGAAGUUAGGGCUGAUGGGAUCGCUGUCAUCACCCUCUCUAGUCCACCUGUUAAUGUGUUGCACCUCCAAGCGCUGACAGAGCUGACGAGGAAGUACAACGAGUCAAUGAAGAGAGAUGAUGUGAAAGCAGUAGUUUUGAUAGGUGCUGGCGGUAAAUUUUCUAGUGGCUUGGACAUCAAUCUAUUGCAAGAUAUUCAGAGAACUGGGGACGACUCGUUUCUGGCUGAAAUAUCUCAUGAUUUAAUCAACCUAGUUGAAGAUGGCAAAAAACCUUCUGUUGCUGCAAUUCAAGGAUAUGCACUGGGAGGGGGCUUGGAACUGGCAAUGGGAUGCUGUGCACGGGUUGCCACUCCAGGAACUAAACUGGGUUUGCCAGAGCUUACACUUGGAGUCAUUCCAGGGCUUGGAGGCACUCAACGUCUUCCAAGGCUCGUAGGAGUUUCAAAGGCUGCAGAAAUGUUGCUGACUUCGAAGCUAGUAAUGUCAGAGGAAGGGAAAAGCCUUGGUCUUAUUGAUGCCAUAGCUUCUCCUGAAGAGUUGUUGGAAGUAGCGUGCGACUUGGCUCUAGAUAUUGUAGGGAGCCGUAGACCACGCCUUUCCUCUCUUUCAAGAACCGAUAAACUUGGUUCUACCCAACAAGAAAUGGAUAUAUUGGAAGGCAUUCGGCAGAAGGCGAAAGAGACUGCUCAUACUAUGCCUCAGAAACUGGCCUGUCUUGAUGUCAUUGAAGAGGGAAUUACCUCUGGAGGACGUUCUGGCGUUUUAAAGGAAAAGGAAGUAUUUAAAGAGUUGAUGCUGUCAACUGCUGCAAAAGCUCUUGUCCAUGUCUUCUGUGCCCAACGUGCAACAUCUCAGGUGCGUGGUGUGACUGAUGCUGGGCUUAAACCACGGCCAAUAGAGAAAGUUGGUGUAAUUGGUGCUGGUCUAAUGGGUUCUGGGAUCACCACUGCUCUCAUUUUGAGCAAUAUCCAUGUCAUUCUUAAGGAACUCAAUUCUGAAUACCUUCAGAGAGGGAUUAAAAAGAUCGAAGCUAAUCUCCAAGGCUUGGUUACGAAAGGAAAGUUGGAUGAGAAUGGGGUCAAGAAAGCUCUUUCAUUUCUAAGAGGUGUAUCAGAUUAUUCAGAAUUCAAAGAUGUGGAUUUGGUAAUAGAGGCUGUGAUUGAAGACCUGUCACUCAAACAAUCAAUUUUUGAAGAAAUUGACAAGGUUUGUCCCCCUCACUGCAUCUUGGCAUCAGGCACAUCAGGCAUCGAUCUUAAUCAAAUUGGACAGAGAACCAGCUCUCAAGAUCGCAUUGUUGGAGCUCAUUUUUUCAGUCCCGCAUAUAUAAUGCCACUCUUGGAGAUUGUGCGGGCAGAGAAAACUUCUACACAAGUUCUGCUUGAUCUUAUGACAAUUGGGAAGGCCAUUAAGAAAGUUCCUCUCAUCGUUGGAAACUGCACCGGAUUUGCUGUAAAUCGUACCUUCUCUCCUUAUUUUCAAGGACCAUAUCUGUUGGCAGACUUAGGUGUGGACAUUUUCAGAAUUGACAGAGUGAUUUGUUCAUUUGGCUUGUCAAUGGGGCCUUUCCAGCUUCAUGAUGUAACUGGAUAUGGCUUGGCUAUUGCAUUCGCCAGAGAGAUGGCUGGUACCUUCCCUGACAGGACGUUCCAGUCUCCUUUACAUGAACUCAUGCUUCAACAUGGCCGACAUGGUAAAAGCAAUGGAAAAGGCUAUUACACUUUCGAGAAGGGAAGCAAGCCAAAGCCUGAUUACACCGUGCUACCAAUAGUUGAGGAGUCCCGGAGAACUACAAACCUCGUUGAGAAACCCAUUUGCAUAAGCGACCAAGAAAUCAUGGAGAUGAUAUUCUUCCCGGUGGUGAAUGAGGGAUGCCGCAUUAUAGAGGAGGGAGUGAUUGCUCAGGCAUCAGAGCUUGACGUUGCGUCUGUUCUUGGGAUGAAUUUCCCUUCCCGCCUGGGAGGUAUAAUUUUCUGGGCUGAUACUAUUGGAGCAAAGUACAUAUACACAAGUCUCAACAAGUGGUCCGCUCUGUACGGUCCCUUCUUCAGACCCUCAAGAUUCUUGGAAGAGAGGGCCAUGAAAGGCAUCCCAUUGGGUGCACCUGUUGAGGCAUAAGCUUUGAGGUCGUAACUCCUAGCAGGCUAGCGCAGGAGAAAUAAAAAGUGCCCUUAUCUUUCAAGAAACAAAUUUGCAGUCAUUUGUUCUUGUGUAGGUGAGACUGAAGUUAUAGGUAUAGUAUUUUACUAGUGGCAGCGGCUUUUGAGCAAAGUUUCCCCUUAACAUGUAAGGGAAAAACCUUCUUCUCAUCCUUUCAAAUAGUUACUAUUAUAGGUCUGCUGAAAUAACCAAGCUAUGUAAUCUGAUGCUGUUCAUAUGAAUAAUAAUAGCAAUGCCAAGGGUUGCGGUCACCAA
Molecule: messenger RNA, 2517 nt
Organism: Theobroma umbraticum
Lineage: Eukaryota; Viridiplantae; Streptophyta; Magnoliopsida; Malvales; Malvaceae
Product: peroxisomal fatty acid beta-oxidation multifunctional protein-like
Biological process (GO): fatty acid beta-oxidation
Cellular component (GO): peroxisome
Molecular function (GO): (3S)-3-hydroxyacyl-CoA dehydrogenase (NAD+) activity; NAD+ binding
Source: RefSeq, a predicted model, not a curated record